AAACAGUCGUCGAGUAAACAUCAACAUCCACCAUUACCUUACGGCCUAUCUCUAACUAUAUCUACCCAUCUCCUACCUACCCAAUCACCACCACCGUCAUAUUACUGUAUUCGGCCCUCAUCCUCCUCCACAAUGGCUACCGGUUCCGCACCUCUCUCCACAGAACAAUUCACAAGCAUCGCCAACAGGGCAUGCGAAGAAGCCCUCGGCUCCGCAGAGAAAUACGAGCACGAGAAAGUAUCCGACUGGAACACUGCCAUCAUUAACUCCAUCCUUCAAGCCGUCAUCAAGGAAAGUCAGUCCGCGACCGUCGACUCCAAAUCCCCUCCACCCCCCGGCCACAAAUUCGUCGCCAACAGCACCAUAAUCCAACAUAUCGGUCACCCUUCAGAAGCUGCUACUGCUGGCCGCCGCGGCAUGCACAGCGCCGUGGGCGCCUUCUGGAACACCGAUAAGGAUGGUACUUUUUCCUACAAGUGGGACGGUGCUGACACCAAGGGCAUGGAUGUUGUCAUUAGCAUCAACUGGAUCGGCAUCUAG
This is a messenger RNA of Periconia digitata, 540 nucleotides long. The record is from the annotation of a GenBank genome assembly. Lineage: Eukaryota; Fungi; Ascomycota; Dothideomycetes; Pleosporales; Periconiaceae.